Messenger RNA from Gambusia affinis (western mosquitofish), 2063 nucleotides. RefSeq names its product pituitary tumor-transforming gene 1 protein-interacting protein. The transcript is spliced from 7 exons. The record is from RefSeq and is a predicted model, not a curated record. Lineage: Eukaryota; Metazoa; Chordata; Actinopteri; Cyprinodontiformes; Poeciliidae. Gene Ontology annotation, cellular component: nucleus; cytoplasm. Gene Ontology annotation, biological process: protein import into nucleus. The coding region runs from base 163 to 714 and encodes 183 amino acids.
CAGAAUCGGAAGCCAACUUCAGUGUCGUCAAUUCAGGAAAUGACGUUUUCCAAGUAAACAGAAACAGCAGAGACUAACAAUCGUUGUUCACUGUCAACCAGUGGACAGUCAAGUGUUUUAAACGUAGCUCCCGUGUCCAGUCGUCUGGUUAUUCCGUUCAUUAUGUCCAUGUUACUACUGGGCAGAGCUACCACGACCUUUUCUAUGUUGUCUGUUGUUGGGCUGCUGCUGCUGCUUGCUAGCUUUGUUAGCCAGGGCAAAUGCCAAACAACUGCACCGCCACCACCCCUAUGUUCCAUCAACAAGAACUGUGACAGCUGCGUUCCUCAUGCUAAGUGUCUCUGGUGUUUUGCCACCAACAACUGCACAGAUUACCCCGUGACCUGGCUGUUGCCCCCAGCAUCGCUGUGCCCGCUGUCUCAGGCCCGGUGGGGGGUGUGCUGGUUGAACUUUGAAGCGCUGAUCAUCGCCCUGGCAGUGGUAGCCGGAACCAUCCUGAUCAGCAUCAGCAUCUGCUGCUGCUGCUGCUGCUGCAAGAGACGACGCUCAGGGCCUGACAGAGAUGAGGAGAGAUUUGCCAGGAGGAGAGAGGAGAUCAGACAGCGCGCUGAGGAACGGAAGGUGGAGAGACAGUCAAAACACGAUGAGAUCCGGAGAAAGUAUGGCCUGAUGGGGGACUCGGACCACCCAUACAGCAAGUUUGAGAACGAGUAAAGCAGCUGAGCUGGAAGGACUGAGCUGCUCUCACGUUAUCACUUUUAGCUUGAAUCUCUGCCUUUUUGUCUCCUGAUGUUAACUCUGCAGACCACAGCUGGACACACCCACCCAGAUCCAGGCCCAGUCUCCACUUCCUCCUGUUUACCAAACACACCUGACUGACUGACUGACUGACUGACUGACUGACUGACUGACUGACUGACUGACUGACUGACUGACUGACUGACUGACUGACUGACUGACUGACUGACUGACUGACUGACUGACUGACUGACUGACUGGGUUCUCUUUAGUCUUGGAUGAAUGUGAAGCCUGUUUUAAAUUUUUUUCCUAAUUCCAUGUGUUCAGAAAUGUUUUCUCUUUUUAGAUAUCCUACUUUCACAUUAGUCUUUUUGCACUUUGUACUUGAAGGAAAUUUCUAAAUUACACAAUUAUGGUUCCAUCAUUGACGUGUUCACAUAAAGAAAGGUUGUGUAAAGAAAAAAGUGUUUUAUUUGUUCUGUUUUGUGACUAGUUGGCACAGUAGAAGUCUGACACUGCUAAUCUUCUCCUGCCUCCUCUUAGUACAUCCGUUAGCAUCAUCCAGAUCAAGUUUGCUUCUGAAAAAUGUUGGCAUGAAUUCUAAAGCUUACAAUGACAUAUGAAAAAUGUCAUUAUUGAUUCAUGUUUCAGUUAUCAUUGCUGAUUACAGGUACAGCUCAGAAAAUUUCAAUAUUUUGGAAAAGUACAAUAUUGUUUGUCAUUUACAUUUAGAAAUAUAAACUCAUCAAAUAGAUUUAUAAGACAUGGGGUAAUAUGCUAAGCUUUUAUUCUGUGGAAAAUUAGAAUAUUAACACCAAUUUCUUAAAAAUACAUUUUUAGCAUCUAAAUAUUAUGUAAUGUCUAUAUUAUAACAUAAUCAAGGGGAGCACAACAGAAUGAUGGUUUCACAGGGAGGACGGCAGCCUUGAGAGAAUUUUUCUGCAGCAUUUGGCACCUGAACACACUGCCAAAAGUACUAAUACCUGGUUCAGUUUCAGAAAGAGGAGGUGUUUUCAAAGAGACAGAGGCCCAAUUCCAAGGCGUUAAAUUAUGUCAAAUUUAUUGUAAGUCAUAUUUGGAAGAUAUGACAGUUUUAUAACAACUAAACUUAACAUUGGUACUUGAUUAUUCUAUAAAAUGUCAAUGUGUUCUUGGAAAACAUGUGAUACUGUCCCUUUAAAUCCAGACAGCAUUAAUGAAACUUGUAUUUGUUUGAUCCUCAGUCAUUUAUAUUGUGUGCUUGUGUGACUUUGUAAACUCGGCCUCAGCUCCUGGCAGACAACAAGUAUCCCCACAGGAUGGCUAAAAGCCUGGGAUGGAGGUAG